Molecule: messenger RNA, 588 nt
Organism: Geodia barretti
Lineage: Eukaryota; Metazoa; Porifera; Demospongiae; Tetractinellida; Geodiidae
Source: the annotation of a GenBank genome assembly
AUGAAGCAUGGGGACAUUGCGCCGAUCAUGGGACGGUUAUGGUCACCACUGGCCGCGGUUACCAGCCAGUGGCAGGGCAAAGUUAAUGCCCAAAUAGCCGUCGCUAUUGUUGCCGCUUCUAUCGUGCCCAACCGGCCCAGAGUCCUGGUCCAGAUUUACAAAGGAAACUACAGCCAUGGGCUUAUCCUCAAAAGCAGCGUCCUUGCCCUCAACUUUCUUAGCGAAGGCCAACUCCAGCUAAUUCAUGACUUUGGCCUCGUUUCCGGGUUUGACCGGGACAAGCUGUCAACAGUGGAUUACGCGGCAGGUGUUACGGGUUGUCCGGUACUAAGGGAAAGCGCCGGAUUUCUGGAAUGCCGGGUUAUCAACGCUAUGGAUGGCGGAGAUAUGACCUGCUUCCUCGCGGACGUGGUGGAUGGCGGCACUUCCGGUGACCAGACUCCUGUUACGUGGAGAGACGCACGCCGACUGAUUCCACCAGACUGGAACCAGGCUUGGGAGAAGAAGAUCGGAGCCGAGAUAGAGAUUUCCCGGCAACGGAUGGGCUCGAUAGACUAUUCGGCUUGGGAGGGUCAACCAACUGAAUGA